AUGCGAGCCUCGAGCUACUAUCCCCUUAUCGCUAUGCUCAGAUGCUCGACUGCUAACUUCAUUGCCAUCUUCAUGGCAUGCCGAUCUGCCAGCUUUGUUCUGCUUGAGGCACUUUUUACCUUCUGCCAGUACAUCACCGUUGAGCCAUCGGAGUCGGAGACCUCCGGCGAAGACUCCUCCUCGGGCGACCGUGCGACAAAGUCCGAGGAGAGCGGCGUCAUGCGCCUCGCACCAGACAAGAGCGCCUCCAGCGUCAGCUGCAUGGCUGCUUGUCUGCGCGGCUUCGCGCUUGGGCUGAUUCUUUUCGGGCUUGUGUUUUGUGUGUGUUUGUGCAGCUUCUCGCUGUGCGCUGUGUGCCCGGAGGAUUUACUGGCAGAAGAUAAAAAGUGCGUGGGAAGCUUGGAGGAUCGUGGUGUCGAGCUCUCCGGCAUCCGACGUCCGAGGUCACAGUGGGCGCGUCGGCUGCUGGUUCUUUUCGGGCUUGUGUUUUGUGUGUGUUUGCCUCCGGGUAUCGCGUCUAAGGGAUUUUAUCCUCCUGCAUGCUCCUGCUGCUUGUUUGCCGACCUGACCAAGUGGGAGGAGCGUCUGAGAAGAUUCGCAAACAUCGCGCUGCAUAUGCCAGAACAAGCGGAACCGGCAGGCACACAGUCCACAGCGAGAAGCUGCACAAACACACACAAAACACAAGCCCGAAAAGAACCAGCACUGCUGGCACCCAGUCAACUUCUUCACUUCGAGGUCGUCACUGGCGGGAUUACACUUGGCGGCCUGCCUAUCGGCACGGAUGGAUUUCAUGCUAGUCAGCUCCGAGCGAAGGUUUCUACCCUCAACGAAGAGCUCUCGAAGCUCGGGCUCGUCCAGCAUGGCUUCAUGUUCAAGACGCUGGUGAGGGCGAGCCAUCUCCAGAAGCUGCGCUUCUUCCUCCAGGGGUCUUCUCCGUUUCUCCCGCGGGUCCAAUCACAGAUUCGUCGCUUUGACCUCUCUGUCCACCUGGCGCUUGAGAAAUACCACCGCUGGCCUUCCUCGCAGUACCUUGCCGCGCAUCCCGACCUGCUAGAGUUUGCGAGGUUCAAGCGGGAGCUUCCGCAUAGUCGAGGAGGGGACGAGUUCACGCCCUCUGAGGGUCUACACCCCGCUGUUUACUAUACAGCUAUCGCUCGCUUCCUCGCUUGGUACUCUGACCAGCCGAUGUCCCGGACCUUGCCCUCUCCUCAUAGCCUGGACGUUCACUGCUCGAGAUCUCUCCGUGCCCAGAAGCAUCCUCUGGCGACCUUCUUCGUUGAGGCGCACGACUUCGUUCAUAAUGCUGGAGCGAUCCUCUACCGUCGUGUCAAGGCUCCUGCACCGGCUGCAGAUGGCGCGGCGAUCCCACCUGCCCCGGCUGCUGUGCCUGAUGACGCAGGACGCCCCCCGGCAUCUGUGGUACACAUCCCUGGUUUGCGCGCUCUCGUCGACUCGUCUCAUGAGCACUUCAUUCCUCCCCCUGCGCAGCGAAAUGUGACUCCUCUUGUCAUGCGCGUCUUCCCUCGCCAUGUGCAUGCUCGCGCUGCGCUGACCGAUCAGCAGCGUGAUAUCCUCACCUUGCACAGCCGCAGGACACACUCGCUCAAGUCGCAGGAUAGGGUCUUGCAGUCUACCAUCUUCGCUCAUUUUCCUGAGCGAGACCUGAGCCACUCUCCGAUGCGAGUCUCGAGCUACUACCCCCUCAAGGCCUUCCCGCACCGCUAUGCUCAGAUGCUCGACUGCUAUCUCCAUGGCAUGCCGAUCUGCCAGUGUCCGACAAAAUGUGAUGGAUGUCAGCGCGAGCUCGAUCCCUCCGUUGCUGCACAUCAUCUCCAGACCUGCAAACGCCGAUCCUCCAAGCUUCCCACGGCGCAUGACAACCUUACUCGUACGAUUCGGUCGAUGCUGAACGAAGCUGGUCUUCAGAGCGUCAUCGAUACAGUGGGGGAUCCUCGUUCUCGACGGCAGGUACCCUCCCAUCCUCAUGGCCGCAAGAUGAAGGGCGAUAUCCACAUUCCUGGAAUCCGCGAUCGAGGGUCCGAGCAGUACGAGGGCUUGAUGGCGGACGUGACGUUGGUCCACCCUUACAUUGGUAGCUCUGCCGACCUGUACCUGACCAAGUGGGGGGAGGUCAACCUCGACGCCCUCCAUGUUGCAGCGUCUGAGAAGAUUCGCAAACAUCGCGCUGCAUAUGCCAUGACUACUCCUCCUCGAGCGUUCAUCCCUCUUGCCAUCUCGACGGACGGUACCCUGCAUCCUGACACCCUCCGCUUCAUCUGGUAUUUGGCGGACAUCAUUGCUCAGCGCUCGAUGCCUCUUGAGGAUGCGGCGUUUGGUCGGCACUUCGUGCCUGAUGACGGACCUGCUGCUGAGGUCUUGGCUCGCAAACGCGCCGCCACCUAUCAGCGCCUCACCAUGCAGCUGACGCUGGAAGCGCUCUUGUCUGGUGCGAGGCGCAUGACGCCCUUGCGGGCGCAAGCACUUCUCGAGCCAGAGGACAGCUCCUCCUCGGACUUUGUCGAGUCGCCCGAGGAGUCUUCGCCGGAGGUCUCCGACUCCGAUGGGGGACACCCUUCGAGUGGCCCCGACGAUCGGCGCGGAGCUGGCGAGGCGUCUCCGUCCCUCACUGUGACGUCGGGUGCCUCCGGAGAGCUCGACACCACUGGGGUGCUUGCUGCUGGUCCGAGCUCGCCUGCUUCCUCCCCGGCAUCGGUCGGGUCACGCCGGUCCUUGGGCAUUGCCGCGGCGUCGCCGCCGUCACGGGCGGCUACCACUGACUUGGCUACCGCUGACUCGGAGGCUAGCGAGGAGGACUACCUCGAGCGGUACCGUGUUCAUGUGUCCAGCCUCCCUCCGUCCGCUGCCCCAGGCGGACCCCCGGGUAACGCCGGCUCCUUGUCGGCGGCUGCCCUUUCUCCGUCCGCGGCCGCCCGCUUUGUGGCGGCAGCGGACGUCUCGACUGACAGUGGUCAGUCGGCUGCCUCCGGGUAUCGCGUCUAA
Molecule: messenger RNA, 3003 nt
Organism: Guillardia theta CCMP2712
Lineage: Eukaryota; Cryptophyceae; Pyrenomonadales; Geminigeraceae
Exons: 6
Coding region: 1-3003 (1000 amino acids)
Source: RefSeq, a predicted model, not a curated record